AUGACUCGGAGCGCACUAGCUCACCCCAGCAACCGCCAGCAAAGGGCAGAUCGCUGCGACUGCAGCCGUGACGCCAGGCCCGCUGCGCCCCUGUCCUCCCGUGACCACAACUCCGAGGCAGCCUCUGCGGCCUUCGCACGCCUCAUUAGAGCCUCGUGGGUGUGCCUGCCAGCUCUCUGCCCUGACAUCGCCCCUCCCCCACCUCCCACGCUUGGCAGGGGGAUCCUGAAGCCUGCCUUGGAGCAUUGGGAACCUCUGUUUCCUCAUCCCCCGAACGGAGCUGAUGAUGACAGUACCACCGCUCGGGACCACAGCGAGGUUUCCGUGUGCCUCGCGUACAGUAAUGUUUCUCAAGGUCCGGCGAGGCAGGAGUUCACCCGAGGGGCCCAGCGAGUAGUAGCCGAGUCAGGCUGGGGCCACGUGACCCCAUGCAAGGCCGACCAGAUCAACCAGGCCCCAGGUGGGACCCUGUUUCUGCUCCAGGAGGGGGACCCAGGCGGCUCCCUUCCCCGCAUGCCGCGUGGCGGGUCGUGCCCCUCCCGGCCGCCCACGGAGCCCCAGCAGCGGCAGAAGCCCGGCGCCCACCGCCCCCACGCGCCGGGCCCCAGCCGGCGAAAGACUCCGCUCCCUCGGGCCUCGGCGCCACUCCCCUCCCUGGCACCAGGGGGCGCUGCCACCCCACGGCCGUCGCCAUGGUCACCGCUGGCGGCGGAGUGGGGUUUACGUAAAGGACGCAGCGUCCCCCGGGGGGCGGAGGCGGCCUUCGCGCCGGCGCCGGCGCCCUGCGGAAGCGGCGUUAGUGAAUCGGGGCCUUGGGGAGCCCAGGAUGGAGGUGGCGGUCGCGGUGGUGGCGGCGGGCCGAGCCCUGCGGCGGGCUGGAGGGCAGCCAUGCGGUGGUAUCGAUAUUUCAGCAUCUUUCCUAGGAUUAUGUCUGCAAAGCAGAGGCUGAAGGCCCUUGGCAAGGCCUGGGCGUGUGAGGACCCAUCUCUUGCCGAAAUCCGUCCACAGCCCUGGGCAGGCUCGCCUCUGCCUUCUGCUCCGGCACAGCUGACGUGUGAAAAGCAACAGUUUUCGGGCCCGGACUCCGGUUGCGCACACCCCGGCCCAGGCUGGCGGCCCCCACCCCCGCGUGUUCACUCUCUGUUGCCUCCCUCGCCGCUCUCCCCCGCCCCUCGCCUCUCCGAGCCCAGCCUCUGCGGGACCCUCACACCUGGGAGGCAGAGGGACUCGCAGGGCAAGCAGGAGGGGCAGAGACAUUGUUUCCUUUGA
Rangifer tarandus platyrhynchus (Svalbard reindeer) is the source of this 1269-nucleotide messenger RNA. The record is from the annotation of a GenBank genome assembly. Lineage: Eukaryota; Metazoa; Chordata; Mammalia; Artiodactyla; Cervidae.